Molecule: messenger RNA, 711 nt
Organism: Cynara cardunculus var. scolymus (artichoke)
Lineage: Eukaryota; Viridiplantae; Streptophyta; Magnoliopsida; Asterales; Asteraceae
Exons: 1
Coding region: 1-711 (236 amino acids)
Molecular function (GO): protein dimerization activity
Source: RefSeq, a predicted model, not a curated record
AUGAGCCAAGAUCGAUCUAUUGUUGUUGCCUCUCAUAAGAAAACUAAGAAGGAGAAGAAUGAGCACCGAAUACGAUUAAAUGCUUCAAUUAAGGUAUUAAAGCUUUUGAAGAAAAUGUAUUAUUCUUGUGAAGCAAAUGGUAUUAAAUCUUUGGAUAUGGAAGACCGUUAUUUAAAAAACGGAAGACAAAGGACCAACAUCACCAAUCGUCAUUAUUACAAGUUUGAUAUUUUCAACACUGUUGUGGACAUGCAAAUUCAAGAGUUUGGGGAUCGAUUUAGUGAGGUAAKCACUGAAUUGCUUAAAAAUAUAGCAGCUUUGAGUCCAUGUGAUUUAUUUUCACAGUUUAAUGUAUCAGAUUUAUUGAAGUUGAGUGAGCUGUAUUCUCCAGAUUUUAGUCGUAUGGAAAGGAUCGCUCUUGAGAAACAACUUAACAUGUACUAUUUGAUUGUGCAUCAAGAUAAAAGAUUUGCCGAUUUGAGUGGUAUUGCCGAGCUCGCUAGAUUGCUAGUGGAAACAAAAAAACAUACAACUUAUCCUCUAUUAUAUCGGUUAUUGAAGUUAGCUUUGGUUUUGCCAGUUGCUACCACAACAGUCGAAAGAUGUUUUUCUGCUAUGAAGAUUGUGAAGUCAGAUUUUCGCAACAAAAUCGGUGAUGAAUUUUUGAAUGCUACAAUGAUAUAUACUAUAAAAAAGAAGCACUUUUCAUAG